Messenger RNA from Salpingoeca rosetta, 1261 nucleotides. RefSeq lists its product as uncharacterized. The record is from RefSeq and is a predicted model, not a curated record. Bases 29 to 1261 code for a protein of 410 amino acids. The transcript is spliced from 9 exons. NCBI's taxonomy places the organism in Eukaryota, Choanoflagellata, Craspedida, Salpingoecidae.
CAGCAGCGCAGGACCACUGACAACAAAGAUGGCAUUGGUUGUUGGUGUGGUUGUUCUUCUUGCACUGCUGCUGCUGUGUGGCACCAUCAGCACGCCUUGCGUUGCCACCCACAACAGCAACAGCAACAGCAACAGCAACAGCAACAGUGCAGUGAAUCUAUACGUCGACCCUGUUCAUGGCAGUGACGGCAAUUCAGGCAGGUCCCCAGCGCAGGCGCUGAAGACCAUCACACAUGCGAGGGACGUGGCAACCGCAACCCAAGGUGCUGUGAAUGUUCACCUUGCUUCUGGCAACUACGAUGUAUCACGUGGGCCGUUCCAGCUCAACUCAACCCACUCGAGAAGCGCAAGCAACCCAGUCACCUAUACAGCAAUGCCUGGGGCGUCUCCAAGGCUCUCUGCAGGCCGCAUCAUCCCGCACUCUGCUAUCCAGCCCGCACAUGGUACCCCUGCUGGUGGGGAAGGCUUGUCGUCGAAGAUCUUGCAGGUGAACCUCACGCAGCUGGGCAUCCAUGACUUUGGCAGCAUCCAAUGCAUUUCAUUCACCCCAUCGCCACGGACAACAGGUGGCGGUAACGACUGCCUGUUUGAGAGGAACCGCCCCCUCCUACUGUCGCGCUAUCCAAACGUCAACGGCACGUCGGGGUCCAUUCGCACACGCGUUCCUGUCUUCCUUGGCAGCCCCAGCGUUCAGGCGAUUUACUUUGAUGACGAGCUGUCUGGAUAUGAAGUGUACAACAACACCUUCUUCGAUUGCCAGGUUGGCGUCUUCAUUGGCGGCGGACGGAGCCACCACGUCAAGUUCAACACGUUUGAGCAGUGCGACACCGCUGUUCACGUCGACGACAGAGGCCUUUCGUGGCAGAAAUCGUACUGCGAGGUUGGCGGGACAUUUCAGCAACAGCUGGAGGCCAUCAACUAUCAGCAGGCGCCGUAUGCACAGCGGUAUCCGCCCAUCGCCAACAUCAUGCAGGAGAUGCCGUGCUACCCCGUGUACAACCAGAUCACAGACAACCUCGCAUGCACCUGCAAGGCUUUUCUCGACUUUAACGCGACGCAGCUUCUUGAGUGGCGAAACGUGAUUGCAAACAACGAUGCCAACGCGACAGCGGGAUGUGUGCAGCGCGCACACCAGUACUCGCAACCAACACAGCAGCAUCGCAUCGACACGCACGUGCUAUCACGGUUGGAUGGUAACCACUUGAACAGCAACUGGUGGCUGCGACCCGCCUCCUUCCACUCAUGGCAGCAACAGCCAUAA